AUGCAGUCGUUCACAUUUUUCAUAUUUUCAUUGCUAGCAAAUAUACAUUUCGCAGAGAGUGUUGUUUGCAUUCCACCAAGUGUACCAGCAAAAGAUAACCAAGGUGUUGAAUGUUGCAGACUACCUUCGGAAAUAUUUCCUCAUAAAGUAAUUUAUGAGGAAUUUUGCAACACAGUUUAUUUUGGUGUCAUGGCGGAUGGUCCAAAUGGUCGAUUUUGUCGAUUGAGUAGCAUCCAACUGAGACAAUCGGUGGAGUGUGACUCUGGAUGGGUUAAAUUUUUCGAAGGAUUUAAUCAAUUUUGCUAUAAAGCAUUUUCCAUCAAAAAUGAAACAUUCGAUAUAGCAAAUAAGGCAAUCGGUGAUCCAUGUGAAAAUGAAAGGAAGUCGGCGAGGCUUGUGCGAAUACCAAAUCAAAGCAUUAAUAUGUUUCUUUAUGUGAAAGUAUUAAAUGGUGCACAAAAUUUAUCAUGUUUUACAACGGAUGAAAAUACUUAUUAUUACUACAUUGGCUUAUACAGAAAAGAUUUCGACUGGCGGUGGUAUGCUUAUCACGAAAAAGCUUACUCACAUUUGGAAGAACAGGGACAAAUUCUGUUGGAUUAUUUGAAUUCACCACGACCACAACACGUUUGGUCUGAUGGAACAGAAAUUUUUGCGAAGGGUUGGAAUGAUAUCAAUGAUAUCACCACGAAUGUUAUCAUUUCUAAUUGUGGGAUGUGGCGCGAUGUCAAUAAUUCUCGAACAAAUUUUAAGCAUGGCAAAAAACUUGUGCCAAAUCAAGGCUUUAUUUGUGCUUAUCAUGUGUGA
Molecule: messenger RNA, 807 nt
Organism: Brugia malayi
Lineage: Eukaryota; Metazoa; Nematoda; Chromadorea; Rhabditida; Onchocercidae
Gene: Bm796
Exons: 8
Coding region: 1-807 (268 amino acids)
Source: RefSeq, a predicted model, not a curated record